AUGCUGGGCAGGGAGCGGUGUGGCUGGGUGUGGGAGCGUGUGCGGGGUGUGGAGCGGUGGUGCUGGGCCGAUAAUUACCACUCAACCAAGGCCUAUCAACGCUGUUCUCGACUGGUGCCAAAACUGAGCCCUGAGGUGGGCAGCUUUGGCUUUCUGCACACGCACAGCUCUGGCAGCUUAGAUAACGACAUAUUAAACGAGCCGGUGCCACCUGAGAUGAGUGAACAGGCUUUGGAGGCCAUUUCUGAAGAGCUCCGAACUGUGCAGGAACAACUGAGUGGUCUUCAAGUCAAGCUGGAUGAAGAAGAACAUAAAAACCUGAAACUUCAGCAGAACGUUGACAAACUAGAGCACCAUUCUACACAAAUGCAGGAGCUUUUCUCAAAAGAAAGAAGUGACUGGGCCAGACAGCAGCAAGAGUGUCUCACACAGCUGAGUGAUCUGGAAAAGCAGCUUCAGGACACGCAGACCAAGAAUGACUUUUUGAAAUGUGAAGUGCAUGACCUGCGAAUUGUUCUUAACUCUGCUGACAAAGAACUUUCUUUGGUGAAACUCGAGUACAGCACCUUCAAAGAGAGCCAAGAGGAAGAGCUGAGCCAGCUUUCGGAAAAGCACGUGCAGGCUCAGCUGCAGCUGGACAAUGCCAGACUAGAAAAUGAAAAGCUUCUUGAGAGCCAAGCGUGCCUGCAGGACGCCUACGAGAGCCUGCAAGAAGUCAUGAGGUUCGAGAUUGACCAGCUUUCCAAAGACCUCCAGAACUGCAAACAGGAGAAUGAAACGUUAAAGUCUGACCUGCAUAAUUUGGUGGAGCUUUUUGAGGCAGAAAAAGAACGAAACAACAAGUUAUCAUUACAAUUUGAAGAAGAUAAAGAAAACAGCUCUAAAGAAAUCUUAAAGGUUCUUGAGGCUGUGCGUCAGGAGAAACAGAAAGAGAUGGCCAAAUGUGAACAGCAGGAACUUGUCGCCAACCUCAUGAACCAAAUCCAGGAGUUAAGAACAUCAGCUGGUGAAAAAGCAGAAACCAUAGACACCCUGAAACAAGAGUUGCAGGAUAUGAGUUGCAAAUACAGUGUUGCUAUGGCUGAGAAGGAGGAGAACAAAGAGCUGAUAAGGAGACAGGAAGAGGACAUUCUGGAGCUGAAAGAAAGUCUCAGACUGAGAAUCCUCUCAGAGGAUAUCGAGAGAGAUAUGCUUUGUGAAGAUCUGGCCCAUGCCACUGAGCAGCUGAACAUGCUCACAGAGGCCUCAAAAAACCACGCUGGACUACUGCAGUCUGCCCAGGAAGAGCUGACUAAGAAGGCGGCCCUGAUCCAGGAACUUGAGCUCCAGGUGAGCGGCACCGGCAAGGAGCCGUGGGGCAGGCUGUCCUGA
Molecule: messenger RNA, 1371 nt
Organism: Acomys russatus (golden spiny mouse)
Lineage: Eukaryota; Metazoa; Chordata; Mammalia; Rodentia; Muridae
Product: kinesin-like protein KIF15
Exons: 11
Coding region: 1-1371 (456 amino acids)
Source: RefSeq, a predicted model, not a curated record